Talaromyces rugulosus is the source of this 765-nucleotide messenger RNA. RefSeq lists its product as uncharacterized. The record is from RefSeq and is a predicted model, not a curated record. The transcript has 3 exons. The coding region runs from base 1 to 765 and encodes 254 amino acids. Gene Ontology annotation, cellular component: cytoplasm; nucleus. NCBI's taxonomy places the organism in Eukaryota, Fungi, Ascomycota, Eurotiomycetes, Eurotiales, Trichocomaceae.
AUGAAAUUCCUCUGUCUCUAUGGCGGCGGGAUGGGCGAGCAGUUGUUCAAGGAACAGCUAGACCCCCUUGGCACCGCAUUGCCCGCCAAAUACCAGGCCCAAUUCCAAUACGCGCCACCGUUGCAUAAAAUACCAAAUGUUUCCGAUGACCUAGCUCAAUAUGCAGGCGUAGGGCCACACCUGCGUUAUGUCGAGUAUCCUUUGCAAGCCACGGUGCCAGGCUUGCUCGAAAUGGUAAAUGGUACGCCCGGCGAGGGCAGUGCUGAACAGAUAUGGCGUCAUGCGUUUGAAUGGCUCUAUCCGAAAGGAUUGGACGAGCAGCGUCAGUUCAAGGAGAGCAUUGGCCGGUCUGUGGGGUAUCUGAACGACAUCAUUGACCAAGACGGGCCCUUCGAUGGCCUAAUUGGGUACUGUGAAGGAGCUUCGAUUGGCGCUGCUCUAAUUCUCUCCCGCCUGGAUCGCCAUCUCCCUAAUCCGUUUAAAUGUGCGCUUUUCUACGGUGGAUACGCACCGUAUACCGCCGACGGAUCCAAAUUUGUCCUCGCCGAUGAGGUUGGAACAGUCUUUCACUUUCCUACCUGCCAUGUCAUUGGAUCAGAUGAUCCUAUGAUCGACGGCUGUACAGCACUUUUGAACCUGUGUGAUAGUGCUCAAGCGACGGUGGUGGAGGGAGGAGCCGGUCACUUGAUGCCACAGGAUAGCCUCGCUAUUGACGCCGUAAAUAUUGCGUUUUGCAAAAUGGUGGAAACGGCAGUUGUUACCUAG